CCGGAUUGCUAUGGCGACGGAUCAACGUCCGGAAGCAGUUGCGGGCGCGUAGCUUUCUUAACAUUCAAAAUAGCCAAACAGCUAUGCCCAGUUCGUAGAGGAACAACACAAAUAGUGAGAAGAUGCCUUUCUACCUCCGGAAGCUUCCCCUGGAGAUCCCGUCACCCACUGAAAAGGACUGGAUUAAAAAAGAUGAGGAGGAGGAUUUCUUCCUAAAAGACCCUGCUGAAUUCCUUGACUCUUUGCCUCAGCCUUUUCGGAUGAUCAAUAAAGUGGUGACACUUUUGUUUGAACGUGCCUGGGAAAUUAUUGAGGGGAAGCGCCCGCUACAGGAGAAGAAGGAGCAAAAUCUUGCACGCACGCUGUGCCAGCCGUCCGCUCAAUUUCAGGUAGUGGGAAGGGUAAACUGCAUGGCAGCCUCUGGAGGAUAUGCCUUCCUUGGGCUUUCUACAGGACUUUCUGUCUUCAGCAUACCCCUGUGUGAGAAGCUUUGCACUUGGGAGGCAGCCAAGCUUGAGAUUUGUACCAUCCGGAUUUCAGACCUUGGCAGUGGUUCUAAGCUCCUUGGGAUGGUAGAUGAAUUGGGUUUUGCCCGUCUUUUUUAUUUUUUCAGGGAGAACCUCUUGCAUAUAAAAGCCAUAAAUGAAGUGGAAGAUAUUAGCAAGCGGAACACAUGCAUGGCAGUGGAGCUUUCUCACGGGGGUGAUUAUGCAGGUUUCCUGCUGCAAGGCAACUCAGAGGCUUGGCUGGAGAUUUACCGAUUGCCUAAGGAUUCCUGGCUGAAGGAGGUGGAACAUGUCCAAACAGUUGCAGUCACACCACCAGUUCUGCCUUCCGCUCCAGGAUUCGUCAAGGAGACAAAGAUCAGCCAGCAAUCCCUGUUGGAGAACGCUGCGGCAAAGAGUGCAGACAUCCCAGGACCAGUCCCUGAAGAGUUGGAUUUUCAACAGAUCCUAAGCAGAGUUGAAUCUAAGCUGAUUCCCCCUGUUCUGCUGCUGAAGGUCAGAUCUCCCAAACCGCUCGCAGCAAGCCUGUUUAAGAAUCCUUUCGAAGCCCUAAUGAAGAGCGACGACGGCAGCGUGAUUGGCGUGGGACACAACCACAUGAUCAGAGAGUGCCAGUGUGAGCGGCAAGAGGCCAUUUUCAGCAGCACUUUCCAGCAGUUUCUGGAGACAGAGAAUGAGCUGGAGAGCAAAGAAGAGAAACUCAGCCGUGCUAUGUUUCAUUUUCAUUCGCCUGGCCGCACCUUGCCUGUUGGAACGGAAAUCAAAGCUGAGCCAGACGUGCCCAUCGCAUUCAGUGUACUUUGGAGCACGAGUCACAAUAUCUGUUUCUACCUUCUCAGUCGCCCGCCAAAGGAGAAACCAGAUUCCGAUCUGAAGCCAGAUGUGGUUUGGCCAUGCGCUGCUGCCAUCGCGUGCUCAGCGGUCACACCUUGCUCUUCUUACCUGGCUUUCGCCUGUGAAGAUGGGGCCAUUACUGUUUGGGACAAAUCUCUUGGGUUCCCCUUGUCCGUGACUGUGCUUCCAGAGGGGUAUGUCAUACGAAGCAUCCAGUUCAUGCCAUGUUCGCCGCCGCCCAGCGAGAAGACCCCUUGCUCUAGUAAGACCCCCGCCAGUACCAAAGUUCAGCUUCUGGUGUUGUGUACGGAUGGCUCUCUCCACUUGAUCGAAUCGAGGGCCAAAGGAUUUAACACCAAGCUACUGGGAUACAGGCCUCAGGCUCCCGGUCAGGUGAUCAGUGCUGUGGCAACCCUUCCAACUUUUCCUGAUGCAGUGCUGAUUUUCUUCUGGGAUGGCACAGUCAAUCUGAUGGACACCGCUACGCAAGAGAACGUCUGCCAGUUCAUCCCACCACCCACAUACAAAGUAGCAUCUCCCUGGCAUCCAGUUUUCUCUGUGGACACUGAUGGCCAAUUCUUGGUCCUUCGAGGGGAGGAGCAAUCUGGGGGAGUUAAGGCAGAAACGGAAACCAUCUUCCUCUUUGAUUUCAAUUCCUACUCAUCCAUGGAGACCUUUGCACUGAGGGCCACGGAGCCCCUCGAUGCCUUGGCAGAACUGCCGUGGGACAGGCGCUGCGACGUUUUCCUAAAUGACAACCUGCAGCGGCUGUCCACAAUUAGCCAGCAGAUCCCAGAGUGCUGGAGCCAGCUGCAGGACUAUGCAGCUGCCUUGACGAGGGGAAAACCAGAGGAAGUCAUGGAACAGGAGGAGUCCAGGAGUGCUGAAGAUGACACGUAAUACGUCGGCUGGGAACAGCGGAGUCGAAGGACUCAACAGUGAUAGCAGAUGGAGCUGCCGGCCAGAUGUGCUGUUGCAGAAGAAGCCAGGUCUGUUGUUCUGUUCCUCUUCGAUCCUGCAGCAUUCAAAUCAAUGAAAGGUCCAUUCAACAAAAGACAUAGAAACCUUUUUGGGAUCAUAUUGUUUGAAGACCAUGAGAUCUCAGGACUGAUGCACACAUUUUUUUUAAAAAAAAGGUGUGUACUUUUGGACCUGCAAUCCCAGUGAAGCGCUGUGAUCUUUUCAGUGCCAGGGGAAGGCUUAAACAAGAACUUUCCAAGCUUUUCUGUAUGUUUUAUUUCAACUGCUGGGUUUCUCCGGCUUUUUACAU
Messenger RNA from Elgaria multicarinata webbii, 2610 nucleotides. RefSeq names its product WD repeat domain 93 (gene WDR93). Lineage: Eukaryota; Metazoa; Chordata; Lepidosauria; Squamata; Anguidae. The record is from RefSeq and is a predicted model, not a curated record. Gene Ontology annotation, molecular function: protein binding. Gene Ontology annotation, biological process: electron transport chain. The coding region runs from base 123 to 2240 and encodes 705 amino acids. The transcript has 19 exons.